Molecule: messenger RNA, 1565 nt
Organism: Myxocyprinus asiaticus (Chinese sucker)
Lineage: Eukaryota; Metazoa; Chordata; Actinopteri; Cypriniformes; Catostomidae
Product: homeobox protein Hox-B1
Exons: 2
Coding region: 1-945 (314 amino acids)
Biological process (GO): regulation of transcription by RNA polymerase II
Cellular component (GO): nucleus
Molecular function (GO): DNA-binding transcription factor activity, RNA polymerase II-specific; RNA polymerase II cis-regulatory region sequence-specific DNA binding
Source: RefSeq, a predicted model, not a curated record
AUGGACAAUUCCAGAAAGAACUCUUUUUUGGAGUACACAAUUUGUAACCGUGGGACGAUGAACGCCUACUCGCCCAAAGCUGGAUACCACCACUUCGACCAGGCGUUCUCGGCCCCUUUCCAUACUGCACACACAAGUGACAGCUAUAACGCUGAUGGACGACUUUACGUAGGGGGGAGCAACCAGCCAGCAACUGCACAACAUCAGCACCAGAACGGGGUAUACGCGCAUCACCAGCAACAAACGCAGCAAAGUGGCAUUGGCCUCACCUUCGGUGGCACAGGCACCACGAGUUAUGGGACCCAGGCCUGUGUCAACCCGGACUAUGCACAACAACAGUAUUUCAUUAACCCCGAGCAGGAUGGAAUGUAUUAUCACUCAUCAGGUUUUUCAACUCCAAAUGUCGGUCCUCACUAUGGCUCCAUGGCAGGCCCAUACUGCGGGGCGCAGGGAGCCGUCCCAGCCGCACCUUAUCAACAUCAUGGCUGCGAAGGCCAGGACCACCAGCGAGGCUACUCACAAGGCACCUACGCCGAUUUAACGGCCUCCCAAGAGAGGGACACGGAUCAGUCACCACCUGGAAAGACAUUCGAUUGGAUGAAAGUCAAACGGAACCCCCCUAAAACAGCUAAAGUGGCCGAGUUCGGACUGGGCCCGCAAAACACAAUUCGGACGAAUUUCACAACCAAACAACUAACAGAGCUCGAGAAAGAGUUUCACUUUAGCAAGUAUCUCACGCGAGCCCGUCGAGUCGAAAUUGCUGCCACGCUCGAGCUGAACGAGACACAAGUUAAAAUAUGGUUCCAGAACCGCCGAAUGAAGCAGAAGAAACGAGAGAAGGAGGGUCUCGCGCCUGCUUCGUCCACUUCGUCUAAAGACCUCGAGGACCACUCGGAUCACUCAACUUCAACAUCCCCAGGUGCUUCUCCAAGCCCGGAGGCCUGACAGACGAUAAUAGACUAACUAAGGGGCACUGAACAACAGAUUCAAAAUCUAUCUUAAAGUCUAUUAAUUUAAGCAUUCCACAAUGUGCCCGAAAGACUCCUCUCGUGUUCUUUUGUUAAAGGUCCAUACUUUUUAGGAAACUAAAAGAGAACACUUUUAGCAAAACUUCCAACACUACACAACGUGUUUUACGUGUGUAUUAUACAGGGUAUUUCUACAAUGAUGAUAUAUGUAAUGCACUUUCACCAUGUUUACAAAUGCCUAAACGAACUUAAAUGAUUUUACAGGGAAGACUGUAUCUAUUGUGCUGUCAAAAUGUGGACUAGUGUUUAAUGUUGUGUUUUAUGAAAAUAUUUUUGAUUGGAUGUAUACAUUUCAUAUUUUUGAGGUUUGUGAAUUGUAGCUAUACAGUAAGGGGUUUUUGGACUCUUUGCACUAUGCGGUUACAGGGUAGACCUUUUUCUUUCUUUCUUUCUUUCUUUUUUUUUUUACAGAAACAUUUGCAGAAUUAGAUUUUUUAGUCUGGUAUUUUGUAUGCGCAGACGAGCUGAGUUUUAUUAGUUGAUGUCUGUAUGACAUAUUGUGCUGAAUGUUUCAAUCAGAUUAUUUUGUCAUCUCUA